Racocetra persica is the source of this 546-nucleotide messenger RNA. The record is from the annotation of a GenBank genome assembly. NCBI's taxonomy places the organism in Eukaryota, Fungi, Glomeromycota, Glomeromycetes, Diversisporales, Gigasporaceae.
AUGGCAAUUCGUGCACAAUUUGAAAACAGCAAUGAAAUUGGUGUUUUUUCCCGUUUAACAAACUCUUAUUGUUUGGUUGCGUUAGGAGGCUCAGAAAAUUUCUACAGUGUAUUUGAAAGUGAAUUAAAUGAUAUAAUUCCAGUAAUUCAUACAUCAAUUGCUGGUACUAGAAUCAUCGGUCGUCUAACUGCGGGUAAUAAGAAAGGACUUCUCGUCCCAAACACGACGACAGAUCAAGAACUUCAACACUUACGGAAUUCACUUCCGGAUUCUGUUCAGAUUCAACGCAUUGAAGAACGUCUUUCAGCAUUAGGAAAUGUUAUUGCUUGUAACGAUUAUGUUGCUCUCGUUCAUCCUGAUGUUGAUAAAGAAACUCAAGAAAUUAUUCGUGAUGUACUAGAAGUGGAGGUGUUUACGCAAACAAUCGCGGGUAAUGUACUAGUUGGUAGUUAUUGUGCAAUAAGUAAUCAAGGUGGAUUGGUUCAUCCACGUACGACAACUCAGGAUCAAGAUGAAUUAUCAUCAUUAUUGCAAGUUCCUCUUGUG